Messenger RNA from Sabethes cyaneus, 2739 nucleotides. RefSeq names its product CCR4-NOT transcription complex subunit 7 (gene Pop2). Gene Ontology annotation, molecular function: nucleic acid binding; poly(A)-specific ribonuclease activity. NCBI's taxonomy places the organism in Eukaryota, Metazoa, Arthropoda, Insecta, Diptera, Culicidae. Gene Ontology annotation, cellular component: P-body; CCR4-NOT complex; CCR4-NOT core complex. The transcript is spliced from 4 exons. The coding region runs from base 631 to 1779 and encodes 382 amino acids. The record is from RefSeq and is a predicted model, not a curated record.
AGUAAUACAAGAGAACCAGUUCCUCGGGAAUUCUAUUGUCCUUAGAAAACAGCGAAGAAUAGUGCACUUCCGGCGGUUAUCCGUUCGUUUGUGUGGAUUUGCUGUUUAGUGUUUCGUGUGGACGUUAAAGUAAAAACAACUGUUUUCUUUUUGUUGGUCUGCGAUCCGAGCUAAAAGGGAAAGUAAAAUCGCCGCUGGUGCCCAACUCGAAAGCCAGCCAGCCAGCCAACUGCUGUACAACAAAUAUCAUUUCCGUGAUUGGUGAUUGCGAAACAAUAUUCCUGCGUAAAACAAUACAUUGCUAGACCUGGAGCCUACUCGACAAACACUUGAACUCUCCGUUGUUUGAACCAGAAUCACUGCGUCGGAUCCAUUUUCCCGGAAGUAACUGUGGCUGACGACACGGCGGCCGCCGACGUAGACCAACAGCCGGAAGCUGGAGAAGACGAGCGACAUUUGCAGCAGACGGAUGAAAACAAGAAAGCCACUACUAGUGUUAGCAGCCCGACUUUAAGCGACAGCCAAGAAGAACAGGAUAAGGUGGAACAGGACAGGACGUCCAGUCAAAAACAACAAAAACCGGAAACUCAACUACAGCAAAGGCAGAAGCCACAAAGUGAAGCACAGGCAAUGCCAUCGGCAGUCAGCGGUGGCGGCGGUGGCAAUCAUACCGGUGGAGGAGGCGGCGGAGGUGGUGGCAAUGGGAAUAACAUGAAUGCACAAUCGAACGAAGAAUGCGGUAUACGAGACGUCUGGCGGCAUAACUUGGACGAGGAGUUUCGCACUAUUCGACAUAUCGUGCAAAAGUAUCACUAUGUGGCGAUGGAUACAGAGUUUCCCGGGGUUGUGGCUCGUCCGGUCGGUGAAUUUCGCUCGUCGUCCGACUAUCAGUAUCAGUUCCUGCGCUGCAAUGUAGAUCUGCUGAGAAUUAUUCAACUGGGAUUGACGUUCAUGGACGAGGACGGACGUACGCCGACUGGUUUCUCUACUUGGCAGUUCAAUUUUAAAUUCAAUCUGAACGAAGACAUGUACGCUCAGGAUUCGAUUGAUCUUUUGCAGAACUCUGGUAUUCAGUUCAAGAAACACGAAGAGGACGGCAUUGAUCCACUGGACUUUGCUGAAUUACUGAUGACAUCUGGUAUCGUGCUGAUGGAUAAUAUUAGGUGGCUCAGUUUCCACUCAGGAUACGACUUUGGUUAUUUGUUGAAGCUACUAACGGAUCAGAAUUUACCAGCGGAGGAGAGCGAUUUUUUCGAGCUGCUGCGAAUCUAUUUUCCAACCAUCUACGACGUAAAGUAUUUAAUGAAGAGCUGCAAGAGUCUGAAGGGCGGCCUGCAAGAGGUUGCCGAUCAGCUGGAGCUACGCCGUAUCGGACCGCAGCAUCAGGCGGGCUCGGAUUCGCUGCUUACCGGGAUGGCAUUCUUCAAGAUGCGCGAGAUGUUUUUCGAGGACAACAUUGAUAACGCCAAAUACUGUGGACAUCUUUACGGAUUGGGCACGUCGUUUAUCGUAAACGGUAGCAGCAACACAAUCAUGAACAGUAGUGUUAACAAUACCACCAGCACUACACUGGGUACCAGCACAAUCACAAAUACUGGUUCGAACGUGGGCACUACCGGAAGCGGAAAUACAGCUGGUACUGGCGCCAACAGUAGUAAUGCCAACACGGUUGGUAACAACAACAGUAACAAUAACGCUAACAACAACAACAAUAAUAACACGAACAGCAGUAAUGCACCGAACUAUCACGACAAUGGCGAAACUAACGCGACAUCAUGAUUUCGUUUGUUGAUACGCUAGAAAAGCAGCGGCAAAAAAUAACAGACACUACCUAGUACUAACAUAACAAGCAGUCACAUAAACAACCAUUUACUGCGAAAACAGCAAACUUUGGAACGCAAAAAAUUCUUACAAGCAAGUACUUUUCUCUUCAAAGAAAAUAUUUAUUACAGCUUUAUUACUAUCUAUACCCAAAGUAUGUAACUAGAGGGCAAGAGCAAGAGAUCACUUAAAGUAAUCUGAGUCAGAAAAACAGAGAAACGAGAGCAAACUUUAACUAAUUUUAAGACAAGUGAAAGAAUAAACAUUUUAACACACAUUUCAUCUGAGACUCUGGGAGUCUCUGCGACAGACGUUAGGACGAAAUUUAUUGUUUUUAUUCUUCUUGACUAUUAUAGAGUAAAAAUAACUGCACUCCCUCAAAUAUUCAUUUUUUUUACUAUCCAACAAUCGACAAAUCCAAUUUGACUACUUCUUGCUUUUCGGGUAAAACCACUAGCGGUUUUUCCUUUGGUCAUUCAUAGAAUCUCGACUGUGGUUGAGAAAAACGAAACGAAACGACGAUAAACGGGGAACAGAAUAAGAAAAGUAAAAUUUAACAUCUUUCUCUAGCUGAAAGAACAUUUUAGCUUAUUUCGAAUCCGAUUGAGAAACAAACAUCAAGUUAAGCUGAGCACUUUAAAGCUAUUACACAUAGUAUAAAAACAAUACUGCAGACCGCUGUUAGCGAAAAUUCUUUGGUACACACACAAAUCGUAGAAACCAUAAGUGUCGUUAAGCAUUUAAAGUGAACAUCUAUCAGUUGAAGUCGAAUCGCCUAAACUAGGAAGAAAUAUCGCGCUAAAAUCACUUGCACUGUCAAAACACUGAUAGAUAACUGAAACGAAAAUAGUAAAAUAGUAGUUUCAUCACUAACUCUCUGAUGGAAUGAUACCUACAGAACAACAUUUAUUGGUAACA